This is a messenger RNA of Onychostruthus taczanowskii (white-rumped snowfinch), 795 nucleotides long. RefSeq names its product chromosome unknown C13orf42 homolog (gene CUNH13orf42). The transcript is spliced from 3 exons. Lineage: Eukaryota; Metazoa; Chordata; Aves; Passeriformes; Passeridae. The record is from RefSeq and is a predicted model, not a curated record. Bases 1 to 795 code for a protein of 264 amino acids.
AUGUUCAAAAAGAUCCAUUCUAUAUUUCACCCCAACUCCCAGCGAAGAAAUGUGACAGAUGACAUCCCUUACAGUGAUGGCGCUGGUUCUGCAGUGAGACUGAUCCGCAGCACUUCUAUGUAUGUCCUUGGAGGUGAGCAGGAGAAAGUUAGUGAACCACUAAAAAAGUGCAGAAGUACAACCAGCAUCGACUCUUGCUUUCAGCCAAAAGAGGAAGACAGAGACUGGAUGUACUCUAAGACUCAGGACUGCUUGAAGUACCUACAGGAUCUUCUAGCCUUGAGGAAAAAAUAUCUUGAAAAUAUCAAUAACUUGAAAUCCAUGCAUAUGGCUGCAGAUUCUCCAGCAUCCACAAGAUCAUCUAAAACUGGAAAAAAGUCAUUUCUUCCACUUCCUUCCAAAGAGUCUUCUAAGUCAUCCAUGGAAAGAAAAGGCCCGCAGUCCAGUUCAGAUGUAAGAGAAGCAAUAGCUUUCUUCGACUCAGUCAUUGCAGACCUGGAUUCAGAGAGGUGGAGGAGAGUUCCUGACGUGGGCCUGCCAAAUGUGGAUGUCGAUUUUGAUGUUGCUACCAGUACGAGUGAACACAGUUUGCAUUCAAACUGGAUCCUGCGUGCUCCCCGGAGAUACUCACAAGAUACUGCCCAAGCAGCUAAGCAAUCUCAAAGAAACAGCCAGCGGAGAACCACUGGCUCUAGGAAAAGGUUGGAAAGGCAUCCCAUGUACCUGCCCAAAGCUGUGGAAGGGGCAUACAGCACUUUAAAAUUUAAGCCUAAAACACGCAAGAAAGAAUGUUGA